GGGAAGAACGGUUCAAGUAGAAGCAAGCAUUUCUCAUCUGCAAGUUUAACAAAAAAACGACUACGAAACAAUGGCCGAAACAACCGACUUUGACUACUAUGAGGCUUUAAACAUUAAGCCAGACGCCAACGAAGAGGCCAUCCGUCAGGCGUACAUUAAGGAAUCGCUCAAAUGGCAUCCCGACCGUAACCCUGCUCCUGAAGCCACAUCAAAGUUUCAGCAAAUCGCGCAGGCAUACUUUGUCCUCAGCGACAAGGAUCGUCGCAGUGCUUAUGACAGGGCUCGCCGUGAACACAAGCGGUUCGGCAUGGACGAGAAUGUGGACGCUUCGUCCAUUUUCGGAAACGUCUUUGACGAACUCCUUGUCCCCGAAGUUCCCAAUCCCAUUUGGUUCUGGGAGCCUGUUGGUGGAAUAGCUGGUUUUAUGAUGGGUUUCAUCGUCUUCAAUAUUCCCGGUGCAAUCUUUGGUGCUUACACAGGGAAGAAAUUGGGAAAAGUUCGUGACAUGAAAGGUGUGUCCGUGUACGAGGCUUUUGCCAAGCUCGGCAAGGACCGAAAGGCGGAAAUUCUCUCCCACCUUGCGCAAAAGAUGUUCAGCAAGGGCUUGUGAGAGAUGUCAUUGGGUGGGUUAUUCCUCAUGGUUUUAGUAAUAGAUGAAAGACCUCAUGGCACCUUGAAGAUGUGGGAAAAAAACUUGUGGGUAAUAGCAGUGGGGCGUUUAAUGGGUAUAUAUGGUUAGUCGACAUUUUCAUAGUGGGCUUUUGUCGCAAGUAGACAGAAUCACAAGUUGGCGUAUGUGUGUCCGCGGUUUAAGAACAUAUUAUAAAAAUGAAAAUGAAAUACAAUCUUUCACGG
This is a messenger RNA of Spizellomyces punctatus DAOM BR117, 855 nucleotides long. RefSeq lists its product as uncharacterized. Gene Ontology annotation, cellular component: nucleus; cytoplasm. NCBI's taxonomy places the organism in Eukaryota, Fungi, Chytridiomycota, Chytridiomycetes, Spizellomycetales, Spizellomycetaceae. The record is from RefSeq and is a predicted model, not a curated record. Gene Ontology annotation, molecular function: protein-folding chaperone binding; protein folding chaperone. Bases 71 to 610 code for a protein of 179 amino acids. The transcript is spliced from 3 exons.